AUGGUCACACCUUUGAUCGGAGGAAUUGCUGUAGCUGCAGCAGCUUAUGCUGGUAGAUAUAGCAUUCAGGCUUGGCAAGCAUUCAAAGCAAGACCACCUACAGCUAGGCUGCGUAAAUUUUACGAAGGUGGUUUUCAAUCUACCAUGACACGAAGGGAAGCAGCUCUCAUACUUGGAGUGAGGGAGAGUACCCCGACAGACAAGGUCAGGGAAGCGCAUAGGAGGGUGAUGGUUGCUAAUCAUCCGGAUGCAGGGGGUAGCCAUUACCUUGCAUCUAAAAUUAAUGAAGCUAAAGAUAUUCUACUUGGAAGAACCAAGGGCACGGGCUCUGCAUUUUGA
Messenger RNA from Prunus armeniaca (apricot), 339 nucleotides. NCBI's taxonomy places the organism in Eukaryota, Viridiplantae, Streptophyta, Magnoliopsida, Rosales, Rosaceae. The record is from the annotation of a GenBank genome assembly.